This is a messenger RNA of Xenopus laevis (African clawed frog), 1084 nucleotides long. RefSeq names its product deoxyhypusine hydroxylase L homeolog (gene dohh.L). Gene Ontology annotation, biological process: peptidyl-hypusine biosynthetic process. The record is from RefSeq and is marked provisional. Gene Ontology annotation, molecular function: deoxyhypusine monooxygenase activity; oxidoreductase activity. NCBI's taxonomy places the organism in Eukaryota, Metazoa, Chordata, Amphibia, Anura, Pipidae.
GGUGUUUCGCGCACUGAGAAAUAGCAGCUGUCAUGGCGGCUUCCUUAAGCAGCGAAGUGCAUAGCUUGGGUCAGUUGUUAAUAGACCCUGGAAAACCUUUGCCUUUAAGGUUCCGGGCGCUUUUUACGUUGCGGAACCUUGGGGGUGCUGAGGCCAUUGACUGUAUCGGCCGUGGUUUCCAGGACGAGUCGGCACUGCUUAAGCAUGAGCUGGCCUACUGCCUUGGGCAGAUGAAAGAUCGGAGGGCUCUGCCUGUGCUCAAACAAGUGUUACAAGACCGUCAACAGGAGCCUAUGGUUCGGCAUGAAGCAGGAGAAGCUUUGGGGGCUAUUGGAGACCCUGAGGUGUUGGAAUUGCUGAGAGAAUAUGCCCAGGACCCUGUGAUAGAGGUUGCAGAAACUUGUCAGCUGGCCGUGAGUCGUAUAGAGUGGCUUCAGAAGAAUCCAGAUUCCCCAGAUACUAAUCCUUAUUUAUCUGUGGACCCUGCUCCUCCUGCUGAGGAAAAAGAUGUUCCUACACUUCGCGCAACACUGUUAGAUGAAACCUGCCCACUGUUUCACCGAUAUCGUGCUAUGUUUGCGUUGCGCAAUAUUGGAGGAGAAGAGGCUGUGUUGGCACUUGCAGAUGGCUUGCAGAUCGGUGGGUCCCUAUUCCGUCAUGAGAUUGGUUAUGUGUUAGGUCAGAUGCAACAUAAGGCAGCUGUCCCAGGAUUGUCUGCAGCAUUGGAGCGAUUUGAGGAGAACCCUAUGGUUCGGCAUGAGUGUGCUGAAGCUCUUGGUUCUAUUGCCCAUGAAGAUUGUCUAAAGGCACUUCGUGCACAUGUUGGUGAUGGAGAAAGAGUUGUGAGAGAGAGCUGUGAGGUGGCCUUGGAUAUGCAUGACUAUGAGAACAGUGGGGACUUCCAGUAUGCAAAUGGAUUAAGCCAAAUUUGUGAACAAAUAUGAUUUUUUUAUGAACAAUACAAGCUUUUCAUUCAAAGUAGUUCAUGCAGCUGCUACAUUAUCCUUCACAGGGUAUACUUCAAAAAUUAAAAAUCUCUGUAUUUCCUUUGGCAUUUGCUAAUAAAGAUGGAUGAACUGUGAUA